Molecule: messenger RNA, 796 nt
Organism: Dama dama (fallow deer)
Lineage: Eukaryota; Metazoa; Chordata; Mammalia; Artiodactyla; Cervidae
Exons: 5
Coding region: 1-684 (227 amino acids)
Source: RefSeq, a predicted model, not a curated record
AUGGUGGUCGUGAUGUCACGGCUCCCAGGCCCCCGUUGUGAGGCGCUGGCCCCUGGGGGGCCGUCACGGCAGCACACGGCCGGGCGGCUUAAACACAGGUGUGGCGUCCUCCCAGCUCUCGAGGCCGGAGGAGCAGAGCGUCUUUUCUUCAGCUGGGUAAAAGCCAGACCUAGUGCAUUAUGGUACAGUAAAAGCAGCAGCAGGAGCCGGCGGGAGCCAUCCAAGGCGGAGACGCCGCGCGGUGCCCAGCUCUCGGAAGCCUCCAGAAACGGCCCUCCGCUCGACUUGCUUGUUGGUUUGCUGCUGCCGCACAGCAUCUGGCUCCUCGUGGACGGGCUCCAGCUGUGCCCAUCGCCGCCACGGCCGCGGCAGCCGGGAGACCCUGCCUGCCGCCCCCGACGCCUGGGCUGCUCCGAGCCGCCUCGCGGCCCCACGAGGACGGGAGCCCGGACCAGACAGCAGCUGGACGUCUGCGCGGGAGGCUUGCAUCAAUGUUUGGAAAUGCCCUUCAAAAGCAGAAGCCAGCGCUUAGACGGAUGCCAGCAUUUGGAACGGAUUGCCAUCUGCCCCUGCGUUGAACACAGCGCCCUCCUCACAGUUGGUACUGAUAACUAUUUGCCAGUCUGCAUUCUUGCUCGUUGCUUUCCGAGGAAAACAGUAAACAUUCAGGACACAUGGGGCUAGCGAUUUUAAAUAGAAGAGAUGAGCUGAGGGAGAAAAAUGUGCUGCAGCCGUGACUGGGUGUUAGGUCUAGAAAGAGUGGGUACUAGUUCAUACUAGCGAGUGAGUGACUACA